Messenger RNA from Sclerotinia borealis F-4128, 1689 nucleotides. The record is from the annotation of a GenBank genome assembly. NCBI's taxonomy places the organism in Eukaryota, Fungi, Ascomycota, Leotiomycetes, Helotiales, Sclerotiniaceae.
AUGCCUCCUCCUAUGGCAACUGGGGGAAAGUCUUCGGAAUUUCUCUCAAAUAACUUUGACGAACUAGAUAACGCCUUUUUCGAUGAAUUUAUUACUUUCAGUCCAUCUAAUGAUGGCCUUGCAGAACAAUCGGAUAGCAAAGAUCAAUCUUCAGAGACAUUACUAGGAUCUCUACACAAUGCCGAUGCACAGGAGAUUGAAGAUAAUUGGCAAGGGGAUCCAUGGGUUUUUGCCCAAGACUCAGCCUCACCAGACGGCACACACGACAAUCUUUUCUAUGCCGAACUUUCUGGCAGAGCCGCAAUAUCUGACUCGGAUCUGCUCAGCCUCGAGGGUAUAUCAUUACAGACACCUCACAUAGAAGCAUGGUCUCACCCUUCUCUUCCGUCAUCACCAUUACCAACAGCUUCAACGAGAAAAAAGAGUCGUGUUCAAGCACUUGCCAACACAUUGAAAAAAGCGAGCACAAAAACAGAAAAGUCUCUACGAAGUCCUAUUCGAAAAUCGAGUACAACAUCUUCCACCAUGCAACGAGGCUCUUCAAGUCAUGGAAAAAUGAACCGCGAAACAUUGAGACGAAAGCUGGCUUUGGAUUCUUCGAAAUUUGGAUUCAAUCCUCAGCAUCAAUUACCAAUGUCGCCUCCACAAUCAGCUAGAAUAUCUAAUGCAUCAGAACAUACCUCGGCGAUGAAGAAGGCACAAAAAAUGGAUAUCAUGGAUGAUUUAUGGACUGGCAUGCCACAAGACCUACACUUCCCAUCAGCACCUGCUGACUAUAAUACACCACUAUCAACACCAAAUCUAGACAACAAACGAACACCAGAAAUGCGUUUUCGUCAAUCAUCAUCAAAUGGAUCAAUGUAUCCAAUGACGCCAAAAUCUCAACAAGUGUCAGCCUCAUGGUCACAACUACCAGGAUCAUCAAAUUACAGCUCAAUUGGAGCCCCGUCAGAAUACCCACUUGAGGUAGAAGCUGACGGGCAUUCUUUAUGGUGGAAUCACGCGGCAACAACGCCAACGGCUCAGCCUUCACCGACUACCCUUCACCGAAAUCCACAAAGGGCAACAAAAAGCCUUGCUUUCCAUUUACAAAAUGAACUUCCAUACACAACCAGCGAUAUGAAUAUGGCACAAGGGUUGAUGAUCUCAAUGCCUGAACACACGCCCCAACAAUCCUUCGUAGUAGAAUCACCAAACAUGCUUCAAGGUUAUUUUAAUGCGGGUGCAAAUGGAAGUGGACCACCACAACAUUCACCAUAUCAUACUGCAGCUCAUCGAACACACUCGCAUUCGCACUAUGCACAUCACCCAUCUUCUUCAUCACGAAAACCUCAUUAUUCUAAUCCCAGACCAAGAAAAACUCGUACGGGAUCAAGUGGAUCAGAAUCGCCAUCACCAAAGUCCUCAACUACUUUUCACGUCCGAAAACAGCGUAAAUCGAAGAAUAGAAAUACAUCACCCAGAACCCCUACAUCUGGACGAGUAAUGGUUGAUUUCGUCAACUAUACACCAGAUGAUAGUCGGAAGAUAUUGACCGGAGUUGCUCCAAGUGGAUCGAGCAAGACAAAAGCAAGGAGAGAGAAGGAAGCAAUGGAGAAGAGGAGAAAAUUAUCGCAGGCUGCUCUGAAAGCUAUUCGAGCAGCUGGUGGAGAUGUUGGAAGUUUAGUUGAAGAGGGUUUGUUUGUUUAA